Messenger RNA from Acanthoscelides obtectus, 405 nucleotides. The record is from the annotation of a GenBank genome assembly. NCBI's taxonomy places the organism in Eukaryota, Metazoa, Arthropoda, Insecta, Coleoptera, Chrysomelidae.
AUGUACAGAUAUCUAGAGGGAAUUUGGAGAAAGGAGUUUGUUUGGAAGACUGCUGAAAAUGAAAGCAUAAGUGCUUUGUUAUGGUGGAAAAACUUUUAUCAAAAUACUGACUUAGGAGAGGUUGCAAUAAGAAUUUUAAGUGUGCCCUCAACAUAUGCCUCUGUGGAAAGACCCUUCUCCACGUUCUCAUUUGUACAUGAUAAGAAGCGACAUAAACUGAAUACCAACAGAGCAGGAAGACUAUACUACAUUGCCCAUAACUGGCAAGUUAUGCACAGAAGGAAGGCACCAGGUAUCAAUAAGUCAACCAAAAUCACAACUGGUAAUAAUAGUGAGUCAACGUCACAACCACAGCAAGCAAAAAAUACAGUCUCAGUCAUCGGCAAGAACCUUAGAUUACACUAG